Pectinophora gossypiella (pink bollworm) is the source of this 1375-nucleotide messenger RNA. It is a transcript of the gene IFT57, whose product is annotated as intraflagellar transport protein 57 homolog. The record is from RefSeq and is a predicted model, not a curated record. Bases 113 to 1237 code for a protein of 374 amino acids. Lineage: Eukaryota; Metazoa; Arthropoda; Insecta; Lepidoptera; Gelechiidae. The transcript has 3 exons. Gene Ontology annotation, cellular component: Golgi apparatus; cilium; centrosome. Gene Ontology annotation, biological process: non-motile cilium assembly; intraciliary transport.
GACAAAUGUCAAAACGUACAGUUUGAAAGUCGUUUUUCCUGUUUCGUUAUCGUUGUUAUAAAAAUAUUUUCUAAUUUACGUGUAUAAGUUGUGGAAUAUAAGGGUUUCCACAAUGGAUCUCAACCUGAUGGACAAGCUGCGGCUUCUGAAGCUCGACACGGAGCUCCGGCCAGAGAUCAAGAUGAAGCCGAUGAGCCGCUACUACUUCAUCACCUCCACCAACCCUGGAGAGCAAUUCUUCGUGUUCGCCUCCACUGCCGCCUGGCUCAUCAGGAAGACUGGCAGGACCUUCGAGCAACCCCACGAGGAAGACGACCCCAACUCUACCAUAGCCACUAUCCUUGACAUACUCAGAGAGAAAGGAGUAGCAGUCGACUUCUCCUCACACAAACUCAAACAAGGCUACGGCGAGCAAGUCUGCUACAUUCUGAACGUGCUCACCGACGAAGCCAUGAAGAAAGAAAACUUCGAAUGGCUCAAACCAAAAGUAGAUCUACCAGAUGAAGGCGAAACCGUCGAUGACGUCGAUCAAGUGGAGGAUGAAACUGAGAUUAUAUUAGACAAAGUCGAAGAGGAAAUGGCGAUUUAUUCCGAAGAGUCUGAAGGGGAGUUCCAGAAUGCCGACGAUAAGGAUAGCAAUGUAGGGAGUAAAGUUCACGAUUGGGAAGCAUGGAAGUUGGAACUAGAAAGGGUGGCACCAGCUUUGAGACUGAAGAUAUCAGCAGAUGGAAGGGACUGGCGCGCGAGACAUGCGCAAAUGCGCAGUUAUAGAGACGAGUUAUUUGAAAGGUACAAAAUGACUGGAGCUCAGUUGAACAAACUUCACAGUAGCAUAAGUUCGAUCAUGGACAAAGUGACAGCUCGAGAGAACAUCUUGAACGAACAAUUUGAGCCUCUAGUCAAAGAAUACGGCGGACUUCUAGACGAACUGAACAAAGUUACGAAUGAAUAUAAGGAAGUAAGCGUUGGGGUGACAGAGCGGCAAGAGUUGCUUAACGAACUGACGGCUAAAGUUGAGAAUAUCAAGCAAAGGACAGAAUCCAGGGGCUCGUCCAUGAACGACAAUUCUCCUUUAGUGACAGCAAAGAAAGCGGUGGCGAACCUGAAGAAGGAGAUACAGGAGAUGGAUUUCCAGAUCAUAGUGUUGCUUUGGCUUCUGACGACCAAGGAGAACCCUAACAGCAACAACUACUUGGCCAAUGCUGAGUCCAGGAUGGUCGCCAGUGAAGCUUAUUAAGACUAAAAAUAAACUAUAGUCCAUUAAUAGAAAGAUAGUAGGAUAUAAAGAUAGUAGGAUAUACAGAGAGUGUUGUAUAUUAGAAAAAUGUACUUAUUGUUAAUUUUAACAUGAUUUAUUACAUUAAAUACAUUACGU